AUGGGAAACAACAACUCCACUCCAGGCGGAUCCAACUCCAAAGGCUCCGGCUCGGCCGGGCCUGACGGACCUCUCCAGUCUUACCCAUCGUUCAGCAGAUCUGACACCAAGGAAUCGUCCCGCUCAUUUCGAUCUCUAGGCUCAAAGAUCCGCGGUAGCAAGUCGGAUAGUCCUAGGAACUCACAGGUCUUAUCCAAUGGUGACACUGCGACCGAAACAAAGACUGAGGAACGACGAUCCAGUAGGCAUGGACGUUCAAGCUCUUCUCGACUGAGCCGCAGUGAGCUUCCUCCACUUAACACCGCUGCGUCAGACAUGUCAGCACCCGAAUCGGCCCUCGCAGAUUCGGCUAUUGCAGACGAUCAACCGCCUCCAUCUCCCGUUCAAGGAAACACCAAGGGCGGUGCCCACGAUGUGAGCGCUGCGCAAGCGUCGGGAGAGGUUGAUCAUGUUUCUGACCAGCCUCCGUCUGUCAACGCUGGAGCUACUGCGCACAUGCAAGCUCCAGGUCAGUCUAUCCUGGUGAAGCGAGAAAACACCAUCAACCCAGUCAACAGCCCCUCUGCCGAAUCCAAGACAGAGGGAAACUCCAAUGUCGCCAUGUCUGAGAUCAAGGAUAUCGAUCUCGAUGACUUUAUUAAGCGGCUCUUGGAUGCGGGUUAUGCUGGGAAGGUCACCAAGAGCGUCUGCCUCAAAAAUGCUGAGAUUGUGGCCAUUUGUCAGAGGGCUAGGGAAGUUCUGCUGUCACAGCCUGCUCUCUUAGAGUUGGAUGCCCCAGUAAAGGUCGUGGGUGAUGUCCACGGCCAGUAUACCGAUGUUAUCCGAAUGUUUGAGAUGUGUGGUUUCCCCCCCAACUCUAACUACCUUUUCCUCGGUGACUACGUUGAUCGAGGCAAGCAGUCUCUAGAGACUAUCCUGCUACUCCUCUGCUAUAAGCUCAAGUUCCCCGAGAACUUUUUUCUCCUCCGCGGAAAUCACGAGUGCGCCAAUGUCACGCGAGUUUAUGGCUUCUACGAUGAAUGCAAGCGAAGGUGCAAUGUCAAAAUCUGGAAGACGUUUAUUGACUGCUUUAAUACUUUACCCAUUGCGGCCAUUGUCGCGGGCAAGAUCUUCUGCGUUCACGGAGGACUUUCGCCUGCGCUAGUUCACAUGGACGAUAUUCGGAACAUUGCUCGACCGACAGAUGUCCCUGAUUAUGGACUAUUGAACGAUCUUCUUUGGUCUGACCCCGCAGACAUGGAACAAGACUGGGAAGCCAACGAGAGAGGUGUCAGUUAUUGUUUUGGCAAACGAGUCAUUACCGAAUUUUUAGCAGUGCAUGAUUUUGAUCUUAUUUGUCGUGCGCACAUGGUAGUCGAGGAUGGUUAUGAAUUCUUCAAUGAUAGGGUUCUGGUAACAGUGUUUAGUGCACCCAAUUAUUGCGGUGAGUUUGAUAACUGGGGUGCUGUUAUGUCAGUAUCUUCGGAGCUCCUCUGCAGCUUUGAGCUCCUCAAGCCUCUUGACUCGAGCGCUCUGAAGAGUCAUAUCAAGAAGAGCCGAAACAAGCGACAGCACAUGCUCAACAGUCCGCCCGCUAUGGUCCAACCUCAGAGCGUGUAA
Fusarium tjaetaba is the source of this 1599-nucleotide messenger RNA. Its product is annotated as phosphatase. The coding region runs from base 1 to 1599 and encodes 532 amino acids. Gene Ontology annotation, cellular component: nucleus; cytoplasm. The transcript is spliced from 3 exons. Gene Ontology annotation, molecular function: protein serine/threonine phosphatase activity. Lineage: Eukaryota; Fungi; Ascomycota; Sordariomycetes; Hypocreales; Nectriaceae. The record is from RefSeq and is a predicted model, not a curated record.